AUGGCGGCCAGAGCGCUCCUGGCACUAGGCCUGGCCGCGCGGACCCAAGUCGUCGCGCUCCAGUUGCAGGACUUGCAGCGCGCGAAGGAGAACCGCACGAGAAGGAAGGACAGCUGCGACUGCCUGAACUGGGCAGAGGUGUAUUACAACAACGAGGCCUUCUGCGGCCGGGGCAAUGAGCUGUACUUCCUUAGCAGGCACGGCUUCACUGCGGCGUACGCGGCCAUCGAGCCCAUCACUGGCCUCCCGCACAAGGUGUGUCACGACUUCUUCAUGAACUGGCAGGACCCGUCCUGCGUCAACUUCGACCUGCUGCCCUUCCCCCCCGACAAGAGGACUGGCCAGCAGUGGUGCUACGUGGGCAACGACUGCAACCAGCUCAACGGUGGAGGCUAUUCCACCAACCAGCAGGGCUUCGCGCAGUCAGGUUGGCACAACCUGCAGAGCCAGUCCUUCCAGGCGUGGAAGAUCUGCGACCCGAGCGGCACCGAAGCGCUGGCGUCCAUGCCGGUCUCGGAGGUCGUGGAGAAGGGCAAGGCGAGCGACGUGCCACUGUCCCGUCUGCUCCGCCUGGCGUAUCCCGUGGUGCAGAUCGACUGGGGCCACGCUCACUACCUGUGGGAGGCCAUCAACGACCAGUACGCGGCUAAUCGCACCGUCUCCGAGAUGGUCGACCUCGUGCCGAACAUCUCGGGCUGGGGCUCGGACGUCGAGCUGGCGUGGGCCGCCCUGCGCCCGAUCGCGAAGAGCGAGCAGGCCACGAUCCUCGACAGCAUCGACCACGGGGACAACUUCCACGUAGUCGAGGGUCGCGCUGCCUACUCGGUGACCAGGGUCGUCAACGGCAACGCGAUAUACCUGAGCGGCCACUUCUCUGAGGAGUUUUGA
Messenger RNA from Prorocentrum cordatum, 888 nucleotides. The record is from the annotation of a GenBank genome assembly. NCBI's taxonomy places the organism in Eukaryota, Dinophyceae, Prorocentrales, Prorocentraceae.